This is a messenger RNA of Sinocyclocheilus grahami, 1843 nucleotides long. It is a transcript of the gene bhlhe23, whose product is annotated as basic helix-loop-helix family, member e23. Gene Ontology annotation, molecular function: E-box binding; DNA-binding transcription factor activity, RNA polymerase II-specific; protein dimerization activity. NCBI's taxonomy places the organism in Eukaryota, Metazoa, Chordata, Actinopteri, Cypriniformes, Cyprinidae. Gene Ontology annotation, biological process: axon development; sensory organ development; positive regulation of transcription by RNA polymerase II. The transcript has a single exon. The record is from RefSeq and is a predicted model, not a curated record. Gene Ontology annotation, cellular component: nucleus. Bases 280 to 963 code for a protein of 227 amino acids.
GCGAUUCUCAAUCUGCCCAGGGCGAGGGCAAGACGCACUGCAAGAACGCGCGCGAGUUCAGACGACGCGUCUAAAGUGCACGCAACAUCGCUGUCUGCGCGGAAGAACGUGAUAGGGGAAGAACGAUCUCUAUCAAAAAGUGUCUUCAUUUUCAGCAGCCCUUUGGAGAACGCCAACGAAAGAAAAGGAAGAAGACAGCGCGAGGAAGCUUUCAAGAGCGCGCGCCAAAGUUUUCCAUCCGCUCCGUUUUUUGUUUUAGUUUUAUUUCGUUUCUCCAAAAUGAAUGCCGGCGAAGAAAACUUGCUGAAAUCGAUCAGCAACGACACCCUGCUGGACCUGACACAGCGCUACGGACAGUCCGCCUUCGGCUUCGGCGCUGGCCAUGGUGCUGGGAGUCCUCGCCGCUUCUCCCUCACACCUGCCGCGGAUUUCCUCUCCGGUCAAACGGGAAAGUCGAACGAAAGCGGCGGAGAGCAGACCAGCGAUGAAGACGACGGCUUCGACCACCUCGAGUCUCGUAAGAGAGGCGCGGGCUUCGACGAAGAGAAGCAUCCGAGCGCGCUCUCCAAGAAGCCGAAGGAGCAGAGAUCUCUCCGGCUGAGCAUCAACGCGCGCGAGCGGAGACGCAUGCACGACCUCAACGACGCGCUGGACGGCCUGAGGUCUGUGAUCCCCUACGCGCACAGUCCGUCUGUGAGAAAACUCUCUAAAAUCGCAACUUUGCUUCUUGCAAAAAACUACAUCCUAAUGCAGGCGCAGGCGCUGGAGGAAAUGCGCCGGCUGGUGGCGUAUCUGAACCAAGGACAGACUAUAACUUCGCCGAUUCCCAGCGCGCUCGCGCCUUUCGGACAGGCGGCCGUGUAUCCGUUUUCGAGCACGGCGCUGGCCACCUGCGCGGAGAAAUGCAGCUCGUUCAACGGGACCCCGUCCAACCUGUUCAAACACUGCAACGACAAGCCUUGACUUCCACGCGCUGAACUCUUCCUGCUUCAUCCUUAUGUUGCUCUGAAUUCGCGGUGUUUUGUUGGGAACGGGCUUGGGCUUAGGUCAGAUUCAAACCCCCUGCUGUGUGUCUAAGUAACUACGAUGAUUUAUUAGAUAAUACAACAAAUAAUGUUAACCGAGGGACACGGUAUCUCUGGAGCAAGCUUUAAACCCCUCAAUUUUUAAAAGCCUUUUCCCUUUUAUCCCAAGUGAUGGAUUGAAAAUGAUUCGUAUUUGUGUGAAAAACUAACAAGCAAACAAUAAAUUCUAUGUUCACAGCUUGCGGAGGACUUAUUUUUCAGUUCAAACAUUUUCUCUUUCGGUUUCAGCGUUGCUGGUGAACUAUGCAAUUUACUGCAAUUGCCCACAAACAGUACUUUCUUAAAAACCUGAGUCAGAAAUGAAUAAACGGAAGCUGAGCUGUCUCACCUCCACCGGUGUAUUAGGAAACACGGUGUAACAUUCUCAAAUGUUUGGCCUAGAAAUAUUUUGUUUUUGUUAUUGCACAAUUCACUUGAUUGUAUUGUACAACUGAAGAAUAGGUACUUGAUCAAGCCUACAAAGUAUUUGAUCUGGUUGCGACAUGAGUUUCAUACUGUAUAUUGUUUAUAUGUCUUUAUAAUUAAAACAUAUUCUACGACCAUCUCUGUUGUUUUCUCCCAAACAUACAGUAUAUGCUCACAUUAGUCAUUCAAUUUCUUUUCAAACUGUUUUAAAGAAAUGAAGAAUCUUUGCUGGAGGAAAACGUGAAGUGUUUGAAAGUUUUUUGUUUUUACAAAUAAUGCGACCUUUGACAUGAACAAACUUUGGAUUAUGGUUUAUUCAUAGACCUCAUGUGUACUGCAGACAGGUCAGUUUU